GACAAAAAAGCCCCGAACUUUCCUCCUCACUUUCUUUCUCCCUUCCUUGUCAGUGCAAACUCUGCUGCACGUUUCUGAUCAGAUUCCUGGCAUGGCUUCCUCUCUCGCGAGCCGCUCUUUCACUCUCGCAACCCUCGCGCCGCGUGCCUGUGCUGCAAGAAGCUGCUAUCAUUCUGUUUCUCGCUUUGCAGCCCCAAUCCAGACAUUUUGCAAUUCUGCUGAUCUGAGCAGCCUGCGCCGGUGCCCCCUUCAAAAAUUUGCACCAGCUAACAGGACGUUGAGACGAGCUGACGUCAGCGGGAUCCGCGCAAUGGCCACCAAGGUAGAGAAGUCGGAUCAGGAGUGGCGGGCGGUUCUGAGCCCUGAGCAGUUCCGGGUGCUAAGGCAAAAGGGCACAGAGUAUCCUGGCAGCAGUCCUCUAGACAAGACAUACGACGACGGUGUGUAUGAGUGCGCUGGCUGCGGCACCCCCCUCUACAAGUCUACCACAAAGUUCAAGUCCGGCUGCGGUUGGCCCGCGUUCUACGAGGGGCUUCCAGGCGCGAUCACCAGACACCCUGACCCAGACGGCCGGAGAAUCGAGAUCACUUGCACUGCAUGCGGCGGCCAUUUGGGGCACGUUUUCAAGGGCGAAGGGUUUGACACCCCCACUGAUGAGAGGCAUUGUGUCAAUGGGAUUUCCUUGAAGUUUACUUCAGGGGAGUAGGCGUUGGCAACUUCCAUCAGUAAAAGGAGUGUGCGAGUGCGUGGUUGAUCUCAGAUCGAAAAUUGUACAGAUAUAACAAUCAUAGAUGCAAGAGUAUUGUAACUAAGUUGGAAAAUGAGUUGUUUAUCCAGUCGUCGUGCUUUUUGCUCUGUUGUAGCUUGCGCCGGGGUUGCUAGCAUGCAGAAAUGAGCCGUAUUUAUUUUAGCAUGCAGAUUGUGCUGCUAUUAUGAUUGCUUCCA
Molecule: messenger RNA, 945 nt
Organism: Klebsormidium nitens
Lineage: Eukaryota; Viridiplantae; Streptophyta; Klebsormidiophyceae; Klebsormidiales; Klebsormidiaceae
Source: the annotation of a GenBank genome assembly